AUGCCUUGUAAUUGUGAGUCCAAUUCAAUCACAAUUGAAGCCAGAAUAACUAAGAGACAUCGCCAGGUUACACUCUAUAUUGCAUCCUGGACAAUAUACAACCUGUUUCUUCAUCCCUUGCGAAAUUACCCGGGUCCUCUGCUUUUACGAGCAACACGGCUGGGCUUUGGCUACAAGCUCAUUGGCGGUACUCUGCCUUUUGAUGUCCUGGAGCUUCAUAAGAAGUACGGCGAUGUUGUACGUGUAGCCCCUAAUGAGCUCUCCUUCAACAAUGUCGACGCCUGGAAAGAUAUAAUGGGGCAUCGGAGCCACGAUGUCCCUGAAUUCAAGAAAGACCAGAUGUUUUACCGCCCAACUGCAACAAUACCAUCCUCCAUCGUCAGUUCCAAUGGGCGAGACCAUGCAGUCCUAAGACGGCAGCUGUCUCAUGGAUUUAGUGAACGUGGUCUGAGAGAGCAGCAGCCGCUUGUCAUGAAAUAUAUAGAUCUCUUCAUUAGGCGCCUCCAUGAGAACUGCACCGACCAGAAACUGGUUGACCUUCUAGCGUGGUAUAAUUUUACUACUUUUGACAUUAUUGGCGAUCUAGCGUUCGGCGAGCCCUUUGGUUGUCUAGAAAAGUCAGAUUAUCAUCCAUGGAUCCGAUCGAUAUUUACCUCAGCUCGCCUGGGAACUAUAGUGCAGACAGCAAGUCAUUAUCCUUUCCUCAAAAAAGUCUUGUUCAAUCUGCUGGCGACAAAAUCCGCAAAACAGACCAGAGGAAGAAACUUCAAUAUGGCAAAAGAAAAGUUGCAAAGGCGUAUCGAGCUAGGUGGUAAAGAGGGUAGACCUGAUCUGAUUGAGGGUUUGCUUAAGAAAAGAGAUGAGCUAAACUUAUCAUUCGCACAAAUCGCGGCAAACAGCAAUACUCUCGUCAUCGGAGGAUCCGAGACAACAGCUACACUCCUCUCUGGUGCAACAUACUACCUAUUGACUCAUAAGGAGAUACUAUCAAAGCUUACCGACGAAGUUCGGUCGGCUUUCAAGAGCGAAGAGGAGAUCAACAUCAUAUCGGUUGGUAAGCUGUCUUACAUGCUUGCAUGUCUAGAUGAGACACUUCGCAUGUAUCCCCCUGUGGCGAUGGGGCUUCCACGGGUGACUCCUCGAGAAGGUGCCGUAGUUUGUGGCCGUUAUGUGCCUGGAAAUGCUUAUAAACCUCUGUGGCAGACGACUGUCGCCAUUCACCAAUGGGCUAUUCAUCAUAACGAGGCGUACUUCAAGCACCCUUUUGGCUUUCACCCCGAAAGGUUCCUUGGCGAUCCCGAAUUCGCCUCCGAUAAUAGAGAUGCAUUUCAACCCUUUCACGUUGGAGCCCGUAACUGCUUAGGACGAAAUUUGGCAUAUGUUGAGAUGAGACUAAUCCUUGCACGCCUUGUAUGGAACUUUGACCUCGAGCUUGCUGAAGAGAGCCGUGGUUGGGUUGAAAGGCAAAAGGUUUUCAUUUUAUGGGACAAGGGUCCUCUGAAAGUUCGAUUGACUCCUGUCGUAAGGGAUUGA
Messenger RNA from Colletotrichum truncatum, 1533 nucleotides. RefSeq names its product cytochrome p450. The record is from RefSeq and is a predicted model, not a curated record. Gene Ontology annotation, molecular function: iron ion binding; heme binding; oxidoreductase activity, acting on paired donors, with incorporation or reduction of molecular oxygen. NCBI's taxonomy places the organism in Eukaryota, Fungi, Ascomycota, Sordariomycetes, Glomerellales, Glomerellaceae.